GAGUGCCACCACACAUGACAUUCAACUACCGCUUCCAACACGAAUCUUUUCUUUGUUUUUUUUUAAACGCGCAGAGAAAGAGAGGCGAUGUCAAAACCACAAGAAGAAGAAAAGGAGGAAGAAGAAGAAGAGUUUCAAAGCUCAGGAAAAAGGCUGAAAUGCACCAAAUCCCUUAAAGAAGAUGAAAUGGAAAGCGAGGUUUCAUUAAUGGAGGAUACAAGAGGAGGGUUGUUUUUCCACCCAACGACACCCGUAUCUUUUGUGGUUUCAGAUGCCUUAGAGCUUGAUUUUCCUAUCAUUUAUGUCAACAAGGUCUUCGAGAUCUUCACUGGCUACCAUGCUCACGAGGUCCUCGGUCGUAACUGUCGGUUCUUACAAUACAGGGAUCCCCGUGCUCAAAGAAGGCAUCCUUUAGUAGACCCUGCUGUUGUUUCUGAAAUCAGAAGAUGUCUCGAGGAAGGGAUGGAAUUCCAAGGUGAACUUCUAAACUUUAGGAAGGAUGGUACUCCACUGGUGAACAGGCUCAGACUUGUACCUAUACACGAUGAUGAUGGAAUUAUCACACAGGUAAUAGGUAUUCAGGUAUUUUCUGAAGCCAAAAUAGAUCUGAACCAUGUAUCAUAUCCAGUCUACAAAGAGACUUGCAAUCAACGGUCUGAUCACUCAGCUAAUUAUUCUCCACGGCAUGGACAAUCACCAUUUACUCAGCAUCAAGAAAUAUGUGGGAUACUUCAGUUGUCUGAUGAAGUAUUGGCUCAUAACAUUCUAUCACGCUUGACACCAAGGGAUGUUGCAUCCAUUGGAUCUGUCUGCAGAAGAAUCCGGCAAUUAACAAAAAAUGAGCAGGUAAGGAAGAUGGUUUGUCAAAAUGCAUGGGGAAGAGAAGUCACAGGUGCAUUGGAGCUGAUGACUAAAAAGUUGGGUUGGGGACGUCUGGCAAGGGAACUGACUACCCUCGAAGCUGUCUGCUGGAGGAAAGUGACAGUUGGAGGUGCGGUUGAGCCUUCACGUUGCAAUUUCAGUGCAUGUGCAGUAGGGAAUAGACUUGUAUUGUUUGGAGGGGAAGGAGUAAACAUGCAGCCGAUGGAUGACACUUUUGUUCUCAAUCUUGAUGCUGCAAAUCCAGUGUGGCAGCGGAUAAGUGUGAAAUCAUCCCCACCAGGGCGCUGGGGUCACACUCUUUCUUGCCUAAAUGGUUCCUGGUUGGUGUUGUUUGGAGGAUGUGGAAGGCAAGGGUUGCUCAAUGAUGUCUUUGUUAUGGACUUGGAUGCCAAACAGCCGACAUGGAAGGAAGUUUCUGGUGGAACUCCCCCUCUUCCUAGAUCGUGGCAUAGCUCUUGCACCAUAGAAGGUUCUAAGUUGGUUGUCUCAGGUGGAUGUACAGAUGCUGGGGUACUUCUCAGUGACACCUACUUGUUGGAUCUCACUAUAGACAAGCCUAUAUGGAGGGAGAUCCCAGCUACUUGGGCUCCUCCAUCUCGAUUAGGGCAUUCACUCUCAGUUUAUGGUCGUACGAAAAUUCUUAUGUUUGGUGGACUUGCCAAGAGUGGGCACUUACGACUGAGAUCAGGUGAGGCCUACACCAUUGACUUGGAGGACGAAGAACCACAUUGGAGGCAAUUGGAGUGUAGUGCAUUAACUGGUAUAGGGAGCCAGAGUUCUGUUGUCCCCCCUCCCAGACUUGAUCAUGUUGCUGUUAGCAUGCCCUGUGGAAGGAAUAUAAUCUUUGGUGGUUCUAUUGCUGGGUUGCACUCUCCUUCCCAGCUUUUCCUGUUAGAUCCUGCUGAGGAGAAACCAUCAUGGAGGAUUCUCAACGUUCCUGGUCAACCACCUAAGCUUGCGUGGGGCCAUAGCACCUGUGUGGUUGGAGGGACGAGGGUCCUGGUAUUGGGAGGGCACACUGGGGAGGAAUGGAUACUAAACGAAUUGCAUGAGUUGUGCUUAGCAAGCAAGCAAGACUCAGAACCAUGAUUUAACAUUGAGCUGUCCAUAUGUCGGUUGACACAAGUUUUGCACCAGCAGCCACUCAAGAAAACUUUGUUUGAUGACCUAUGCCAUUUGAGGUUCUUCAGCUAGAUCACUUCUUUCUGUAUCACUGCAUGCUUUCCCCCAUGCUUUGUGUGCAUACUUGUAAGUAUGAAAACCUCAACUUGUCUUGAUUUUGUGCUGUGCUUUUUGUUGUUGCAAUCAUAUAUUACUUACAUCUAAUGAAUUGUAUUAGAAUUCUGAUGCAGGACGUGAUCGGUUGUUAGCUGGUUUUGCUUUAUGUGCUUUCCUCUGUUCUUUUAACUUUCCCUGUUUAUUUUUCCUAUUGCGUGAGAAUGCUGGUGAUUGGAUGGGAAGAUUCUUACAACUGACGAGCCCCUGUACGAUAUGCAGCAAAAGCAUUUCUGAGUGCUGAUUCAAGUAAAAAAAAAAUAUAUAAUAAGUGUGUGUUUUCAUGUAUCACAGCAGAUAAGAUAUAAGCUUCCUGGUAAUGCCGACAUCUAUAAUACUGGUUUUUCGUGCUA
Molecule: messenger RNA, 2510 nt
Organism: Populus trichocarpa (black cottonwood)
Lineage: Eukaryota; Viridiplantae; Streptophyta; Magnoliopsida; Malpighiales; Salicaceae
Product: adagio protein 3
Exons: 2
Coding region: 88-1971 (627 amino acids)
Biological process (GO): response to blue light; circadian rhythm
Cellular component (GO): SCF ubiquitin ligase complex; nucleus; cytosol
Molecular function (GO): protein binding
Source: RefSeq, a predicted model, not a curated record